Molecule: messenger RNA, 2475 nt
Organism: Cyclopterus lumpus (lumpfish)
Lineage: Eukaryota; Metazoa; Chordata; Actinopteri; Perciformes; Cyclopteridae
Gene: bcas1
Product: brain enriched myelin associated protein 1
Exons: 14
Coding region: 283-1542 (419 amino acids)
Source: RefSeq, a predicted model, not a curated record
AGCACCGACACUCUGUUUGGCAUUUUACUAAAGGAAGGCAAUUGAUUACUUAAAAACAGUCCCACCCAUUUUUAAAGCACACCAGCUGUCUAUAUAAGCUGUUGGUAACAGCUUAUAUAGACAGCUGAAUAGGAAGAGCAAGUACAUCUUACUGACACAGUGACCGACUCUUUCCAUAUCAUUUUUUUCUAAGGGAGGAUUUCACUUGCUUGACUUCCAGAGGUGUAACCAGUUGAGUCUGUGUUAAAAAGACUGUGUCUGUAGGUCUCCACUGGCAGAAACAUGGGAAACGAGCACUCCAAGAGCAAAGAGCAGCUGAACAAGAAUGGGGUGAUUCCUGAGAAGUGUAAAAAUGGAUCAGCGAACGGCGUCUCUGCAAACGUCUCACCCAAUGGUAUGGAGAUUGCUGGCUGUGAACCUGCUGACGCUCCAGUUAUUUCUGAAAUCGUUGAAACCAUCAUCCAGAAGGAAGAGCGCAAGGAAAGUAAUGAAGAUCAAACGGAUGUUGGUCUUCCUGCCGCCGAUCCACAGACAGAGACAGCUGACCUAAAGCCAGAGUCAUUGACGGAGCCAGAGAUUGUGACUCUAGACUCGGGUCCAGAGGGAGAGAAAGCGGACAACGGAAACAGUCAACCUGAGGAAAACCGAGAAGAAGAGAAUACAGUUAUGAACUUCUUCAAAACAAUAGUGACUUCCAAAAUAACCAAAAAGGAAACAGCUACUCCUGUUGCCACAAAAGACCAGUCCCAGAAGGAGAACCAACCAGCGACAACUACUACUGUUGCACAAGUAUCUGAGCCGCCUGCAGCAUCCAAAGGAAUGUCUAUCCCACCGCCACCUCCUCCAGAGCCACCAAAAAUGGAAAUCAAGGCCGAACCAGCUGCCAAACCUGUCAAACCCACACCAAAAGAAGAACCAAAAGCUGCUGCGAAGGAACCCGAGUCCUCAAAAGGAAAAUUAGCACUAAGCAACUUCUUCCGUUCAAAGACAAACAAGGUUGCACUACCACAGCCAGCAGUAGAAGUAGAGGUACAGCCAGUUGUAGAAGUGCAGGAGACACCAGUGGAAGUGCCAGAGCCAGUUGUUGUAGAAGUCAAGCAGAUGGUGGAAGAGAUACCACAGCUGGUGGUAGAAGCUGAGAAGGUGGACUCUUCAAAAGCUGGCACUUUGGAGGCUGCUGCGAAGCCAGAACCGCCACCGCCUGUCCAGGAAGCAAAGAAAACAGCCCCAAAAUCACCCUUCUUUUCUCUCUUCAAGUCUAAAGCUGCUGAUCCCAAGAAGGCGACCCCUGCCCCAGCUGCAGCCGUCGACACAGUCAAAGCCAAGGAGGAACCCAAAGCAGCAGCCAAGUCAUCAGAGGCAGUUGUAGAUAACAAACCGGCUUCAGUGGCCUCCAAAACUGGAGGAGAUGCAACCAAUGCGCCCAAAAAACAGGAGAAGAGGAGCUUCUUUAAAAUUCUGGGUCAGAAACGUAACUCGACAGAUGCCGGGAUCCAGACAGAGCCAGUCACUGUUGCUCCAGCAGCUGAGAAGGCCAAAUGAAACCAAAACCAACAGUGAAGUUUCCCUGUACAGACUCCCUCUCUCUUUCUUGUUCUCACUCAAUCUUUAUGUCUCUCUGUUUCAAUUUCCUUUCAACUCUUUUUGAAUUGCUUUAACUAUGUUUGUUUUUUGCUGCUGUUUAGAAGUUACAAUAUGCAAAGAAAAGUGACUGGAAAGACAAAAGCAAGUUGUGAGGAAGACGCACAAUAGGUAGUUAUACAAGUGGUGAUUUGGAAUGCUCAACGGUUAGGUCAUUGAGAUAUACGUAUAUAUAAAUAUAUAAGUAUUUGUUGUCAUGUAAAUGCAUUGACAAGUAUGGCAAUAGGAGUGUGAAUCCUUUUCUACAGACAUUUAACGUGACUUCUCGCUUUUCUUGCAACUUAACACACACAUGCAAUAUACGUUAAAAUGCAUUUCUUUUAGCAAUUUGUUUGUCAAAAACAUUUAAAAAAAGGUUCUAUUUUUACAGUUCACACAGCUGUGGCAGUGCAGAGGUUCAUAGGAAAUUACAUUGCACUUAAAUCUAUAUGACAUUAACAGCUUUGAAAAGAGCUAAUAAGAGGAGCAUAUUAGUAUAACAAACUGCACUUAACUUUGCUAUGUAGACUAAAGCACAUGCGUAUAUAUAUCCUAACAGUAUCUUUAUUGUUGUGAGGGGAACUGACUGUAAGUCUAAAACAUGCAUGUGAGGUGGGAAAACAGUUGUCAUUGUGCAAAUAUGUCCUUGUGGUAUGCUUGGCAGUAAUCAUGAAUCAUAGUUGAUUCAAGCUUUUCAUUUGAUUGCAGCUCUAUCUGUCAUGUAAUUUAAUGAAAGUCUUUUUGCGCAAGUCACAUGUGUUUGCAUCAUGUAAAAUUAAUAUCAUGCUUUUAUUUCCCUAUUUGUAUGUAUGCAUGUAUGUAUAACUUCAGCUAUCUUGAAGACAAUAAAUAUGU